CCUGUUCAAGCGUAAUUCAUUAAAAAGAAUGUCUACUACUUUUAAAAAAAUGCUAUACCAAUCUACUUCACACCGGUCACCUGCUUCAGAGCCGUCACCACCUAACGACACAGGCGAGAAAACUCGACUUGAUCGUAUAGUGGAUUUUUGGAGUGCAAGUUUGAGAAAGCCAACUCCUGAAACAAAAUGGACAACAUAUCAAGAUUUCACUUUAGAGUCUAUCCAAGAGAUGUUACAGAAGAAGAUAUGGCAGAAUAAAGUUAAAAAACAAAGUUUUGACAUGCAGCGAUAUGAGUCGCUGGGCCCGGAUAUGUCAGCAGCUCAGUUUGUUCUUGACAAUGGUGGAAAAAUAAAAAUUGAUGGCGUUAAGAACUGGAUCCCAUUGUCAGAAGAGUCGGGCAGUUCAUUAAUGUUUCUCAAACCAGAUGGUCGCUUAGAAACCAUGAAAGUGGAAGGGCUAGACCUCUCAGGAGUACCUAUUGUUUUCGAGGCAUUCAGGAAUUUUGUAAACCUACAGAAUGUACGAUAUAUCCGUAUUUGGGAUAAUGACAUCUUUGAUGACUUCAGUUUGACUCAGUUUGCACUUUUUCGUGACAGCCUGGAGUUUCUUGAUAUUAGCAGGUGUCCCCAACUGACAGAGCGGGGACUGGCGUGGCUUCACCAUCUAGAGAAUUUGAAGUGUUUAAGAUUGGAUGAUUUGAAGGGUGUAGAAGAUCCGGAAGUUGUAAUUGAUUUAAUCAGGGAUAUGUUACCAAACUGUCAAGUCCAGGGGAUUAUUGGGACUUCACCAGUUCAGGAGGACAUAGAACCUGCCCCACCAAACAGGGACCAUAUAACAACGUAGUUACAAAGAAUGAUAACUGUAAAAAAAAACAGACUUCAUCUUAAUUGCUUUUAAUUUUCAAACACAUGUGAAAUGUUGAUG
Molecule: messenger RNA, 925 nt
Organism: Ylistrum balloti
Lineage: Eukaryota; Metazoa; Mollusca; Bivalvia; Pectinida; Pectinidae
Product: distal membrane-arm assembly complex protein 2-like
Exons: 4
Coding region: 29-844 (271 amino acids)
Source: RefSeq, a predicted model, not a curated record